AUGUCGUAUGAACUGGUUUCUUCAGCAAAUACUGCAAGUAAACGACGAAACAUUGACAUUGAACCAGAUGGUUCAACCCUCAGUGCUUAUGCUCUUCUUGCAAAACUGAUCAAAGACGAUUUGGCGAAAUCUGAGGACGUGAACCGUCCACCACAUAUUAGAGCUUUAUAUGCAAAAACAGCUCAAAAACUACCACGUAUAGUAGCAAAUACUCAUCUUUACUUUACUGCUAUUCAUUUAUUGACAAGUAAUGCUUAUAAUUUAUUUAACUAUGUUUCAUUUCGUGAAGGAAGUGGAACAGCGAAUUCUAUUAGUGGUUUAUCAAGUAAAUUUAUGGAAACAGCCAAAAAUGUUGUUCAUGAUUACAUGAAGAUCCAUUUUAAAAGUGAAACAAUUAAAGUUGGUGAAGAUGAAAUAGUACAAGGGAAAUAUGUUAUGAAUGUAACGAAAGAGGCAGUUUUAGUUGGUUAUAAUCUCUUCAAGUAUAUGCAAGACAUUCAAUUAUCUAUAUUUGACUUGUCGGGUCUUGAUGCUAUAAUUAAAACACGUUUAGCCAAUGGUACUCGUAAAAUUGAAGAAGUUCGAAAACAAUUAGCUGUACAGAUGGCUGAACCACAAGAUUCUGAUACUAGAUUAAUAUUCAAACUGCCUAGUCCCAUAUUGAAACGUGUUUGGAUAACAAACAAAAAAGAUGCACCAUCUUGGGCUGGUAUUUUUUGUCAAAGUUCAAAAAAAUCUUCAAUGUACAAAACGACCGAUAGAGGAACCAAGGCAGUAGAUACAUUAAUUGAGUGUGGUCUUUUUAAACAAUGUAAUUAUUUACCAAACAACAGUGGUUUGUGGAAAGCCACACCAAUGGACAUUUUGCGUUCCGAACAACUGCAAGUUGCUUUGUACAAAUAUGUUGAAAUCAAUGUUAAUGAUUAUGAAACAAUGUAUGCAGGAUGGUAUUAUCCAAGUGAUCUUACCAACAUGACCCAUUCACUGAUUGAUCAUUUGAUCGGUUCUCCAAACAUUUAUGCUCAAUAUUAUCAUAAUUAUUUACCUGAAAAAUAUCCUGAAUUUGGUUUACGUGUUGAACAAUUAGAACGUGAUGGUGUAAUUGAAAGAAAAGAAUUGAAUGGAACAGUUAAAUGGCAAUAUAUUAACCACGAAAAUUUAGUUGAUCAUGAACCAAAUGAGAAUAUUAGUGGUUAUAUUAUGAAUCAAAUUGAAACACGUGAAGUUGAAGAAAUUUCAACAAGUGAACAUGGAUUUAAACGGAAGUUGACAACAUUGGUACAACGAAAUGAAGUUAUAAUUUCACCGAGUACGAGCUUUACCGUAACACCAGCCAAGCGUACUCAUGUCGAGCAUGAAACAGUACCAGUAAGUUUAAUAUACUUUUGCAAAGAAAAGGCUAUAAAAAUAAAACUCAAAGUUUAACAAUAACUUUUCUAUAUUUAUUUCAAAAUUUUAACGAUGAUGAUGUGCUUUCACCAAAAAUGUUUCAAAUAUAUAUUUAAGUGAACUUUUUCAAAAUUCGCACUACUCAUCUUUAUGCUUUGCUCUCAUGCUCACAACAAUUUAUAUUUCGUAGAAUUUUUUCUAUUUCAAAUCAUUUGUAUAGAGCUUGGAACAAGAAAUUAUUCAUUUUCAAAACAUGUUGUCACCGAACAAUAAUAAUAUUAUUACUUCAUAUGAUGAAUCUGAUCAAAAUACACAAAAUCAUACGAAUAAUGUUAAAAUUGCUAAGAGUCGAUCAAUAACCAGUACAAAUGAUACUGCUGAUGGUAGUACUACUGAUUGUGUUACUUUUACUUCUACGGCCUCUACUACUACUACUUCGAAUAUUACUUCAAACAUUACUACACUGCCGUCAAUAUGUACAAAGAGUUGCUUUGCUACAUUUCCAUCCGUUCUGGUAACUACGCAAAAUACAAUUGAUCAAGAUGAAAUUAUUUAUUCACCAAUGGAUACUGAAGUAGGUUGUUUGAUUUUAUUUCUUAGGUAUAAAUGUUGAGUAGUUUGAAAUAGUCUCAAACGUUGUACAACUUAAAGACAAAACCAUCCUUCGGUUAACAUUUUUUCUGAAAUUGAAAUAAAAAAAAUUUAGCUCGUAUAAAAAUACAUCACUACUGUUUUUCUAAUUCAUGCUAGUGACAAAAAUAUACCAAUAUGAGACUCCCAGGAAUCCUAACAUAUAGUAAAAAGGGUGAUAUGUUAAUAUGUUUAAAUGUUUCUAAUUCAUGUUAGUGACAAAAAUAUACCAAUAUGAGACUCCCAGGAAAUUUGUUUUUGCUGUAUAUUCUCACUAAACUCAGGUUUUUGAGAUGAAGAUUAACUCUGGAAAAAAUCUUUUUUUAUAAACUGAUAGAGUGUGAAAUGCUGUAUUAUCGAAUGAAAUAAGUAUUUUCGUUAAAUUAAGUAUAGCGAAGCAUUUAUUUUUUCGUCUUUUAUACGUUUGUUUGGAUGGGAAAAGUCGAGUUUUCCCAAAAACUUGCGAAAAAGUCAAAAAAUACCGUUUUCUAGUUUUUUACCUACAAUAACGACAAUUUUCAUUCAAAUAUUUUGAUCAACGUGUCGUUCGAAAGAGCCAAAAAUACUGAACAAUACCUGAUACUUAAAAGAAUUCUAGAUUCAAAAUAGUAGUCAGAAUAAUUGAUUUUUUAUU
Messenger RNA from Didymodactylos carnosus, 2653 nucleotides. NCBI's taxonomy places the organism in Eukaryota, Metazoa, Rotifera, Eurotatoria, Philodinida, Philodinidae. The record is from the annotation of a GenBank genome assembly.